CUGCAUCCGGCAUCUCUUCGCCUGUGCUUGUUGUAGCACCGGACAUGGUGAUAGUCACAGUUGUGUCGAUUUUUAGACUCGCUAAACUAACUUUUUAGCGAAAAUGGACGACCGCAUUCUGGACCUGACACAAGCGCAGGAAGCUGUCAAGUUAAAGUACCCGCCAAUUAACAAGAAAUAUGAAUAUUUGGAUCAUACAGCAGAUGUACAAAUUCACUCCUGGGGAGGCAGUCUGGAAGAAGCCUUCGAGCAGUGUGCUAUGGGCAUGUUUGGCUACAUGACGGACACAGAGACAGUGGAACCGCUCGAUACCGUUGAAGUGGAAUCAGAGGGUGACGACAUGGAGUCACUCCUCUUCCAUUUCCUUGAUGACUGGUUGUACAAGUUUAGUGCAGAUCUCUUCUUUAUUCCCAGGGAGGUGAAAGUGUUGCACAUAGACAGAAAGCACUUCAAGAUCCGCUCCAUUGGGUGGGGUGAAGAAUUCUCUUUGGCCAAGCAUCCACAGGGAACAGAGGUGAAAGCCAUCACAUACUCUGCGAUGCAGAUCCACGAUAAAGAAAAACCAGAGAUAUUUACUAUUAUUGACAUUUGACGACCAUUCCUGUUGCAAAUCACACUCUUGGUUCGAUUGAACUGGACGAUAUACACGGCUAAUUCAAGUGGCCUUUUAAUCCAAGGUACUAGGUUUUUUUUAACCUGUGAAAACCUUAUUCUCGUCUAGAGUAAACUGUUUGCAAACUACUUCUCCGACAGGUUACAAAUUUAUUUUAUGACACUGAUAUCUCAUGAUAUUGUAUUUCUGAAAUCACAUAACUUUGAAUGUAAAUGAGGGAUAAUAGAAGUAAAAAAUGUAACUCUUUAACUCUUCAUUAUUGUUAAAUUGAUUUACUUUUUUACUUGCCAUGCUUUGCAAAUUGUUAUUCUUAUUUAAUGCACAUUUGAAAUUGUGUUGAUGCCUUAUGAAUAAUUGUAAAUAAAUCAGCAAAUCUUUAUUAUUAUUCUUUUGGUCUUGAUUGCGCUGCUGUUUUUAAAUUAAACUUAUCUGUAUUUUAAGUUAAAAGAUUUUGGCAGAAUUAAAUAAAGGAUAAAAGUGCAGUGAA
Molecule: messenger RNA, 1100 nt
Organism: Solea solea (common sole)
Lineage: Eukaryota; Metazoa; Chordata; Actinopteri; Pleuronectiformes; Soleidae
Gene: tslig1
Product: zinc finger and BTB domain containing 8 opposite strand
Exons: 7
Coding region: 104-592 (162 amino acids)
Biological process (GO): tRNA splicing, via endonucleolytic cleavage and ligation
Cellular component (GO): tRNA-splicing ligase complex
Source: RefSeq, a predicted model, not a curated record